AUGAGGUUUGCGCUCAAGGCGGGAGGAGGCGAUGGCGCGCGCUGUGGCGUCAUGAAUUUUGGGGCGGCGCUGGCGCCUGUGGACACGCCGUGCCUGCUGCUCUCCACGCGCCGAGGUUUGCCAUCGUUUGUCUCUACGGAUUUGCUGCCGGAGCUCCAUCCAGAUGCGCGCGUUCUUCACGUCAAUCCAGUGCAUUUAGGAAAUUUGCAAGCAGUCUCUACUGGUGUCGAUAUCUUCGACAGCACCUACCCGCAUACACUGACCAAAGGAGGCUAUGCAAUGACCUUUCCACUGUCGAUGGACGAAAAGCCGUGGAAAUUUUCUCUGGAAGAUGGAGCCGAGCUCGGUGCAGACUUCACGAAAAUAAACCUCCGAUCAAUAGCUUACAGAUGCGACGUGACUCCCCUCAAGCCCGGUUGUACCUGCUAUACAUGCCAAAAGCACACGAGAGCGUACAUCAAUCACUUGCUAAACACACACGAGAUGGUUGCUCAAACUUUGCUUGACAUGCAUAACAUUCACCACUACCUCUCGUUUUUCCAAGCAAUACGCGAUGCGAUAUGUGGCUCUUAUUUUGAAGAGUUUCAGCACUGGUUUAUUGGUCAAAGGCGAUAUUGUGAAAGCGAGUGUUUUGACGUGAAUGUCAGCUUGCUUACACCGGAAGCCGCUAACAUUUUAUGAGCGAGGUACAAGAUUCUUUCCGGGGCUAGAGCUUACCACGUGUUCUUGUAAUUACCAAGUUGUCGCUGGAAUUAAGCUCUGAACACAAAGAGGCAAGAAUUGGGUGAAA
Selaginella moellendorffii is the source of this 790-nucleotide messenger RNA. Its product is annotated as queuine tRNA-ribosyltransferase accessory subunit 2-like. The transcript is spliced from 5 exons. Bases 1 to 681 code for a protein of 226 amino acids. NCBI's taxonomy places the organism in Eukaryota, Viridiplantae, Streptophyta, Lycopodiopsida, Selaginellales, Selaginellaceae. The record is from RefSeq and is a predicted model, not a curated record. Gene Ontology annotation, molecular function: pentosyltransferase activity.